Messenger RNA from Phragmites australis (common reed), 1498 nucleotides. RefSeq lists its product as uncharacterized. NCBI's taxonomy places the organism in Eukaryota, Viridiplantae, Streptophyta, Magnoliopsida, Poales, Poaceae. The coding region runs from base 131 to 1201 and encodes 356 amino acids. The transcript has 13 exons. The record is from RefSeq and is a predicted model, not a curated record.
UAAAUAAAUCGGUCUCGCUCUCCGAAAAAGAAAGCAUACCAAGGCGAGGGAGGCAGAGGUGAUCUCGCCGCCGCCGCCGCCGCCGCCGCCGCAUCGAGUUCCCGUGGUCGCUUCCCUUCUCCUCGCCGCCAUGGUGCUCGGCAACGUCGCCAUCCUCGUCGGUUCCGGCAUUGUUGGAUCAGUUCUUACCAGUGAUGGCAAAAUUCCUAGUGUCCGUGAUGUAGCCUCUGGUGUUGCCAAGUUUGGGAAAAAACUUGGGAAAGAAGGCGGGGACGCAAAGGCUGGCAGCGAUCCACAUACUGCUCAGUUGAUAACUCAGGUCAACUAUCUCAGAGAGGAGCUACAGUACCUGGCCUCAAGACCAGUUACAGUUGUGACAAAUGCUGCUACAUCAGGAUCUGGUGCAUACACUAUAACAGCAGUUGUUGUUGCUGGGAUUAUUGGCUAUGCAUACAUAAAGUGGAAGGGCUGGAAACUAUCCGACAUGAUGUUUGUGACAAAGCGUGGUCUAUCUGAUGCUUGCAACGUAGUUGGCAGCCAAUUGGAUCAAGUUUCAGAUAGUGUUAUUGUUACAAGGAAACAUCUAGCUGGGAGGAUUGAUCGUGUGGAUAUUACCUUAGAUGAAACCCAGGAGAUUAUUGAAGGCACAAGGGAUGAGGUCACAGUCAUCCAUGGGGAUCUAAGCGCUUUCCAGGAGGACUUACAAUCGGUUAAUUUAGUAGUUCAAAGUCUGGAGUCAAAGCUGGGGUGUCUUGAAUGCGCUCAGGAUCAAACGGUACAGGGAAUACAUCAGUUGUGUGAGUUCAGUGAGAAAAUGAAACAUGGCCAGAAUGCCAAUGUUCGUCAGGUCUCAUCAUCCAUUCCUGCAGCUAUCGGAUCUUCUUCAGAGCGAAUUGUGAGGGCUACUUGCUUGCCUCGUUCUUCUCCUCGUCUAGCUCUGGAACCAAUCCCACCUGUAGCUGAACCGCCUAGAGCAGAGACAUCUGCUGAAUCGCCUAGAGCAGAGGCAUUGCAGGAGCCCCAGGGUGUUGUCAGCGGGACAUCUUGGACAAGGGAAGGAUCAUCUGAGCCACCAUCACCUGGAGCCUCGUCCUCGACCGGAGCUAGCACGAGCACGCUGCGUAACCCGAGCUCGAGCUCGAGCCUAUUUGGUGGACUGAGGCUACCUGGGCUUGGUUUUCUUAGGGCUUCUGCCAGUUGACGAGGUGCUUUAAGUUAAGGUGAUGGUGGUACUGCUAGUGCCAUGAGGGUCCCAAACGGGGCGGCUUCUUCUUCUUCUUGUAGUUAGGUUGUGGUAGAAGUGAGUCAUAGCAAUACGGGACGGGUGAGUCCCUUUUGCCCCCCCCCCCCCCCCCCCAAAUUUUGUAGAAAAACUAGUGUCUCUGUAUCUAGCGGAUUCAGUGUUUUCAUGGCUGGGCGUUGGUGACCAUACCUCACUCACCCUCGUCGAUGUACAUGUUGAAACAAGAAACGAAACGGGAGUUUCAUUGAUGCCAAA